This is a messenger RNA of Cryptococcus wingfieldii CBS 7118, 1611 nucleotides long. RefSeq lists its product as hypothetical. NCBI's taxonomy places the organism in Eukaryota, Fungi, Basidiomycota, Tremellomycetes, Tremellales, Cryptococcaceae. The record is from RefSeq and is a predicted model, not a curated record. The transcript is spliced from 4 exons. The coding region runs from base 1 to 1611 and encodes 536 amino acids.
AUGCCCACCGCCGUCCGACCGCCCACGACAGACAUUGCCGCCAAUGAUAUGACUGGCGAGCAGCUCGCUUUACCCACCUCCCAGAAGGUAUCCGCCAUCACAAAGCAUGGCAAGGUCACCGGCGGCAGAGUUAAGAAUGGGGCCCAGGUCUUCCUGAACGUGCCCUAUGGUGUCGACGUCCCUCGAUGGUCUGAUCCCCAGCCUCUGCCCGAAGACUACAAGUACCCCGACACUCCCUUCACCGUGGACGGCAAGUACUGUGCCCAGCCAGAACGCACCUACAAGCAGACCAACACCAUUCGCGAACGUCUCGGCCUCGGACAGCCCACAGAGAACCCCUUCUUUGCCGACAUCUACAUUCCAUCCGACUAUGCCCUCUCGUCUCCCGGCGAGCAGCCAUUGCGUCCUGUCCGCGUUUUCAUCCACGGAGGCUUCUUGCAGUAUGGUAGCACUUCUGGCAACUACUACAACCAACAGUUUUUCUCUGCCGAACAUUACAAUGAAGUCCGCGUCCUCCUCGGGCACCGUGUAUCGGUUCUAGGCUUCCUCGGCGUCGACGAGCCUGCAGUCUCUGGCAAUUUUGGGUUCAAAGACUGCUGGCUCGGUCUCGAGUGGGUCAAGAAGAAUAUUGCUGCUUUCGGUGGUGAUCCUAGUCAGAUCCACCUGAGUGGGCUGAGUGGUGGCGCUCAUGUCGUGCAUCAGCUCAUCCACCAAGCUGCCCGACUCGCCCCCUCACCUGCGCCUUUCAUCACUGCCCACCUGCAGUCUAACGCCAUCCUCGCCGACCCUCUCACUCCUGCUGUGAGAAAAGUGCAAUUCGAAGCGUUCUGCCAAGCUCUUGGGGUGGACGCAACUACACCCAACAUGCUCGACGAGUUGCGGGACACUGCCAAGUAUCCAACGGCCAAGAUCACGAAAGCUGUCCAGGAUAUGGGCGAACUUUGUACUUUCCGAGGGGUGGUGGGCUCUGAUGGAUGGGUGCGGGCUGACGAGAUGGAAUUCCAACAAUCUGGUGGCCUUGCGCGAGGGUUGAGGGAUGCUGGGGUCAAGUGCAUCGUCGCCGGUGAUGUCAGAGAUGAAGACAGCUUCUAUAGAGGAGUACACCCAAGCAAGGUCUACGACGAACUGGUCCCGAACAUCGCCCGAUACUACCCCUACGAACAAUCCCAGCGCUUCCUUGACUCUUACCCACCCAUUCCCCGAGACUCUACUCCCCAGCAGCUCGACGAUAGACUUGGUCGCGUCCUCGCCGAUGGUCAAGUUCACCUCCCAGUCCGGCUGCUUACCAAAGAUCUCACCGCCCACUCCUUCCCGGCGGUCCGCUACGCCAUUGAAUUUGUCCCCGUCUCACAAGGCCCUAAAGUAUCGCAUGGUACUGAUUUGGCCGUCCACCACCUGCGUCUUUCAGUCAUGGAGCCAGAGGAAGUGAAGGCCGCUUUGACUUUCAACAAGAUUCUCUGGGAAGAUGUGGACAAAGCCGUGAAGGGAAAUGGGUGGAAGGAGAAGGCAGAGGAAGAAAUGUUGGUGCUGAGUAAGGGUGGAGAGACGGAGUGGAAGGCUGAUUGGAGGUGGCCUUUGUUGAAGGCAGCGGAGAAGGUCUUUAGGCCGUAG